UCAUCUCUUUGUUUCCUUUUCUUUUUUGUUUUCCUUUUACACACCUGUGUUUGGUUUGUCAGUUUUUGGUAUAUCAUAUUCACUGCAGUUCUAUCUUACAAAAACUGAGGAAGAAGAAGACAAGAGGAGAGAAGGGAGAUGACUGCCAUAACUUCAUGCAGUCUCGACCUUAAACUUUAUUAUCUCACAGUAGAUACAAGGCCAAAAUAAUAAACCAAAAGGGUACACCAAAUUACUUCAUAUGCCAUUAAUGAAACAUAAAGGCACGUAAGAAAUAAAACAGAAAUGAAACAACCUAUUUUUGAUGGGUUUGGUUCUGGAAUAAGAUCCAAACCCAUCUGGUCAUCUUUUAACAUUCUCCCUCACGUUGUGCAUGUUCCUUUUAUCACGCACAAAUUGUUCUUGAGAAACCAAAAUUGAUGACUAGUCAAAACCUUCGUAAGUAAAUUAGCAACUUGAUUAUCGGUUUGAAUGUAACAUGGCUCAGUCUCCUUGUGCUGAACCUUUUGAUGAAUGAGGUGUUGAUUAAUCUCAAUGUGGUUCAUCCUACUAUGAAGAAUGAAAUGAAAAGCUAUGUUGAUGGCACUUUGAUUGUCACACAAUAAGGAGGAUCGAGUAAUAGGCUCUCCUAAUUCACCCAAUAAAUUUUUUAGCCAUGUAGCUUCGGCUGGCCCUGCUGUUAUAGACAUAUAUUCAACUUCUGUACUAGAUCAGACUAUGGCUUUUUGUUUUCGACUACUCCAAAUAACAAGAUUUCUUCCAAUAAAAAUACAAUAGCCUGAAACUGAUCUCCUCUCAUCUGGAUCUUCUGCCCAAUUUGCAUCUGUAUAAGUAAUUAGCUCACGUCUUUUACAAGAAGAAUCACUCUUGCAAUAGACAAGCUCAUCUCCAAUUGUGCUUUUCAGAUACCUUAAGAUUCAUUUAACAACGUCCAUAUGACUGUUUUUAGGAGCAUGCAUAAAUUGUGACACUUGAUUCACGGAAUAUACAAUAUCUGGCCGAGUGAAGGUAAGGUAUUGUAACAUGCCAACAAUGUUGCAAUACCUUGUAGGGUCAUGAUAUAAAUUCUCUUCCUCUAAGCUCAACUUUUGAUUUGAUGCACUAAGAGUACUAACAGGCAAUGUUAUAAGAAGCGUACGCUUCAAGAAAAAAAAAACACAACUCAAGGCGUUUUUGAGAAAAAACGCCUUGAGGCAGGGAGGAGCGCGCAUCCCUGAAGCAUGCGCCUCACUUGGUUGAGGCGUAUGCCUCUACCUGUGGUACGUUCCACGCUUGAGGCGUACGCCUCAAGGACAAAGUCGGAAUAUUAGUUUUUUUAAUUAAAAAAAUUUAUAAUUAAAUAAAAAUGGUAAAGGGGCUUCACGUGUAGCCCUAAUUUAACAGGUUUGUAUUCCUAAAUCUCUUAUCAUCAAUCUCAAAUCACCUGUAAAUUCAACCAUUCCUGCACCCGUGAAAUUAUUAGAGGGUGGAGGAAGUUGCGGCUGCCGGAGCCAUCGCCAAUGUCAAAAAUCCAUCAUUCCAUUGCAACUGUAAGUCUCUCUUGUCUCUUGUCUCAACACUUCGGUUCAUGGCCGGCGCUGGCCAUGGCCACCAUCUUUCUGUGUGGCCCAUGACUGGCAUCCCUCCUGAAGCUAUUUUCUCUGCCCUUUCGAGAUAAGGUGUCUGAUACCGCUCGGCUGUUCAUGCCUUCUUUUUAUUUCGUGGCCGAAAGAGAGAGGGGGAGGUGGAGGGGAGUUUCGGGGCCGCCCUCUUGAACCUAUUUUCUUCACGCAUUGCAGUCAUAUCCUUAUCGAUAGCAGCAGUGGACUUAGAAAUUUGAAUCUCCAUUGUUUUAUUUGGGUUGGGUGGUCUGAUCCAUUGUAUCUGAUCCUAAAUCAGAUUUGCUGUGCUUAGGUGCAUAGGUUGAUCGUGUUGGUGCAUCGAUGACCAUCCAAAUUUCUGUCUUACAAGUAAAGAUUAAACGACCAGUUCAAUGUAACCCUCCUUACAGUGAAAACAACAUUCGGUUAUCAUUAGCCUGUCCCAAAAAGACAAAAGUUUGUUUUUAUGUAAGCAUAACAAGAUUAACCCAACAUCUCGACCUACAAUGACGCAAAAACUGCUUGUACAUUAGUAUGGUUAUCAAGUUAAAGAACAUGGCGAUGGUAAUUGAUUGAUUGUGGUAGACAAUCAUUAUAUAUUUAAAUGAAGUUGAUUAGUUAUUUUGCAUUUAGUUUGUCAUAUGUUAUUACUUCUUAAAAUAAUAUUGUAGUCAUGUUGUGUAUUGUUCUUUAUUGAUAGUCUUAGUAUUGUAGUCACUUUUUUCAGUUUUGUUAUUAUUUUUAUAUUAAUUAUAUAAUUCACAAAUUUGUCCGUGAAGCUUAUGCUUCAAUUAACGCCUCGCCUCGCCUCACCUCGUUUUCUCGCCUUUUACAACAUUGCUAACAGGUCUAGAAUUUAUCAUGCCUGUCUUGCUCAAAAGAUCCAGAGUGUAUUUCUACAGUGUCAAUGUCAAGGUAUCUUGUUGUCUAUCAAUCUCCACAUCAAGAAUAUAUCUUAACUCUCCUAAACCUUUCAUUUUAAAACUCUUCAUAAAAAAAAUUAUUUACUUCACAAAUAUGACUGUCACAACUUCCAGUGAUAGCAAUAUCAUCAACAUAUAUGAGAAACCAAGUAGAGAUGUUCUUGCUUUGAUAAAUAAAGAGAGAAUGGUCAAAGUACUUCUAUGGAAACCAUAUUGUUAAAUUUGUUGGGAAAAACUAUCAAACCACGACUGAGACGCUUGCUUUAAACCAUAAAGGGACUUGCAAAGCCUACAUACCCAAUUUGCAGCGUCUUUCUCUGCAUACCUGGUGGUUGUUUCAUGUAUACGUCUUCUUUCAAGUCUCCAUGCAAGAAUGCAUUUUUAACAUCUAGUUGGCUAAGCUUCCAACCAUGAUCCAACUGCCAAUGAGACGAUGAUGUGAAUUGAGCCCAUUUUCACCACUGGACUGAAGAUCACAUCAUAGUCUUGUCCAAACUCCAAACUGUUGUGUAAAACCUUUAUCUACCAAUACUUCCAUUUGGUUUGUGUUUGAUUUUAUAUAUCCACUUGGAGCCAACUACAUUCUUCCCUUGAGGCCUUGGAACAAUUUCCUAAGUCUUGAAUUCAUGGAGUGCCUCCAUCUCUUCAUUCAUAGCUUCUACCCAUCUCUUCAUUCAUAGCUUCAAACCUUGGUAAGCUAUGUCAAGCUUCUACAAGAUUGGGUUUAAUAGUCAUCUCUUUGUUUCCUUUUCUUCUUUGUUUUCCCUUUACACACUUGUGUUUGGUUUGUCAGUUUUUGGAAUAUCAGUCUUGAUAUUCACCGCAGUUCAGUCUUGCAAAAAAUAAGGAAGAAGAAGACAAGAGGAGAGAAGGGAGAUGACUGCCAUAACUUCACGCCUAUGUCACACGGGUACUCCUCUUAAGGAGGAGUACCCGCACGGUACCGGUACGCCCGUGUGUGCGCCUCUAGUGCGGUCAACACGGUAUCGGGUACGGUCAACGUACCAGGGUUCAAUUUUGUCCAAUUUCGGACUCGGUCAACUUUGACCGAGUCCAUAGUUGUCCAUUUUUUAUUUUAAUGAUUUUCAGUUUUUAACGUUUUAAACAUCAUGUAACGUUAAAAUGGUUGAAAACCCUAAACCCCAAAGACGUCUUCUUCCUCCUUCGACGCAUUUCUCACCGACUGCAGCAAUCUCUUUGGCGACUGGCAACUACAGUGGGCGAAUGGCGGCGACGGCAGGCAGCGACCGGCGAUGGCAAGCGGCGACGGCAGGCGGCAACCGGUGACGGUAGGUGGCGUUGGCGACGGUAUUUUGCUUAUUUUUUGUGAAUCCUCUCGACUGACGCUUGUGUUUUCGAUGGUCGGCGGCAACUUGUUCCUCCGGCGGCGAUUACAACCAUACGUUCGGUAGUUGGGCAAAUCACGCAAGAUUUAGGGCAGAAACUGAAAAGAGGGAUAACCACGCCAGAAAGGAAAGAAUUUAGGGCAGAUUAGGGCUAAUCACAUCAAACUGAAAUCACUCACCGGAGGACGAUGCAACUUGGCUCUGAUACCAUGUUAGAAUCUUCACAAAGAACUCGUCUCUCCGUAUGCAAAUCAGAUACAUUGAAAGGAGAGGAUGAAAGAAGACGAUGGAGGAAAUGGAGCAGCCGGCUUAACACAGCCCUGCGUUCCUUGAUCCUUUAAUUAAUCAAUAACCCUAAUAGGUUACAACAGAUUUGUACAUAAAAAUAUAAAAUAUUACAAGAGAGCCACCGCCUAGUAACUUUAGGCGUGUGGAUAUAAAGAGAAUGGAUCGGGUCUGAACAGACCCGAUCCCCAUACGCUAACAGCUUGAUCUGGUUCUUCAAAUCCCAUCUUACAGUCCCUUUCUUUGUUUUAUUAAUCUAUUGUAUGUCGUUUUGAUUUCGUUUGUACGUUUUUUUGUUUUCUUGUUGUUCGUUUAAAAUUUUUAACGAUGCAUCUUAAUUUGGUCUGUCUUCUGAAUAAGUGAAUGUUCUAUGGACUGUUUUUAUUUGUUUUCUGUCUCUGUUUUCUUGGUGUCGGUCAUCAAGACUCUGCCAGAAAGCCACUCAAGGCUUAUGAGUGCUGCUAAGCCUGCUAUAAAUACACUUAGAAUAGAAAAAUAGCAUUAUAGGCUAUAAUGCUAUGUUUCUGUUCCAACUGUUAUGUUUUUUUAAUCAUUAAAAUGAUUAAAUCAGUAAUUUUUGGCUGCAGCCUGCACCGACUUUUACUGUUUUACAGUUUGACUUGUUUAUGUUCUGUUUACCUGUUUAGCAUUUCCUCUUUAACCAUGGCUUCUGUUUAGCUGAAAUAUUUGUAUGUUAAUUACUUCCACACUGAGUUUUGAAUCAUGAUUUAUGAAUAUGCUAUUCUGUUUGUAAUUUUUUGAUAUAUAUAUAUAUAUAUAUAUGUGUGAAUAUGUUAUUCUGUUUGAAAUUUUUUGAUAUAUAUAUAUAUAUAUAUGUAUGGCUGCAUGUGUGUACGGCCGUACCCCCGCACCCAAAUUUUUUGAAAAUGGUCCGUACCCGCACCGGUACCCGUACCGGCACCCGUACCCAUACCUAUGUGACAUAGCUUCACGCAGUCUCAACCUUAAACUUUAUUAUCUCAUGUUAGAUACAAGGACAGAGUAAUAAACCAAAAGGGUAUACUAAAUUACUUCAUAUGCCAUUACUGAAACAUAAAGGCACGUGAGAAAUGAAACAGAAAUGAAACAGCACCUAUUUUUGAUGCGUUUGGGUCUGGAUCAAGAUCCAAACCCAUCUGGUCAUUCUUUAACAUGGUUGACUUGUUCUCUUCAUCCAGUUUGUUGUGUUUGAAUUUUGAAAUAAGAUGCACUUUCACUGUGCAUGAAGCAGCUGCUUUUCACAUUUAUCGGGCCAUGACUUAACAAUAUAAAUUUUAGUCCUAUGUUUGACUUAAACGAACAAGUGUAGUUUUACAUGCGUUGGCAGUUUAGCUGUUGUUUGGAGAAAAACUGGAAGAGGGAAUCUUAAUGGUUCGUCUGCGAACUAGACUCAUUGGAGCAAACUUCAAACAGAGUUGUAGUCAAGUACUCUGAUGGAUGUGAAUGGAUGGUAUACCUGUGUAACAUGGACCCACUGAAAGACACACCAUAUCCAUGUUUUCUAUGUCAUAACCAGAUGCAUGUUGCAACUAAGAGCACUUGGGUAUUAAUCAAACUCUGUUGACAUCUGUGCCCAUGCUCAUGCAAAAUAGGCUGCCACUCCUGUAGAUAUGGGACCUUUCGGGGAUGUCCUAAAUUUAUGUCUAGACACCUCACUUCUGUGUUUUUCUAACUUGGAAUGUUGAAAAAGGGGUUUAUUUACCAAAUGGGUGAUAAAACUUCUUUCUUCAAAUUACUUAAGAGGAAGAAUCUCCUAUUACCUAUAAGACAGAGGACAAGCAUGAUUGCAGAAUCAUCAAGUUAAACUGUGUAUGAUGCUUACCAUUUUCCACCUUAGUUGAUAUGGUCCUAUUUGUUAGUCUUUUGUCAUCCUUCCUAAUCUUUCUUUCCUUCAUAUUUGAUGUUUCUGAUUGUUUGUUCCUGAGUGUUGAAUCUCUCUCUCUCCCUCUUUGUGCAUUACAUGUAAGGCUGUAACAAAUAAGAAGUUACUCUUAUGCUUGGGAAAGAGGAUAUAUGAACUUGUGUAACUUUUGUCAGUUGUCUGGGUCUGUAUAUAUGCAAUAUGAAAUGUAUUGGGUAUAAACAUCUGCCUCGGUCCGCCACGGGUCUACAUAUAUCACCAUGUGUUUGGCUUAAAAGCCUUAAAAUUAAAGGAGCUUGUGUUCAUGUGUGGGGUCUGCAUCCUUGCCAUAACUGCUGGAGACAUGUAGAGAUUUUCAUGCCUUCGAAGGGAGGAACUACUGGGAGUUUCCAUGGAGAUGGACAAUAGGUAUCUCUGGUUGGCAACCCAAACAAGUCUAAAAGGGUUCAGCUGCUUUCUCUUGGUCAACAAAGGAUCAAUGGACAUCUAAAUUGAAGAAUCUAAAGCUGUUGGUCAACUUCGCAAUGUUAGACUUGCAAAUUUGAUUGGAUGCUGUUGUGAAGGUGAUGAAAGAUUGCUUGUUGCUGAAUAUAUGCCCAAUGAUACUCUAGCAAAGCACCUUUUCCAUUGGGAGACUCAACCUAUGCAAUGGACAAUGCGUUUAAGAGUUGCACUUCAUCUCGCACAAGCUUUAGAGUACUGCGGCAGUAAGGGACGGGCUCUAUAUCAUGAUCUCAAUCCAUAUAGAGUUUUGUUUGAUGAGGAUGGUAAUUCGAGGUUAUCAUGCUUUGGGCUGAUGAAGAAUAGUAGAGAUGGAAAAAGCUAUAGUACUAAUUUGGCCUUCACUCCUCCUGAGUAUCUAAAAACAGGUCGAGUGACAUCAGAAAGUGUAAUAUAUAGUUUUGGCACGCUUUUGCUUGACCUGCUCAGUGGGAAGCAUAUCCCUCCUAGUCAUGCCCUUGACUUGAUUCGUGGCAGAAACUUCUUGAUGCUGGCAGAUUCUUGCUUGGAAGGUCAAUUUUCUGACGAUGAUGGGACUGAGUUGGUGCAAUUAGCUUCUCGUUGUCUUCAAUAUGAGCCACGUGAAAGGCCAAAUGCAAAAUCCUUAGCAGUUGCUUUAUUGUCUCUUCAGAGAGAAACUGAGGUUCCUUCUUAUGUCUUGAUGGGCAUACCACAUGGGUCAGUUUCAACAUCGGAACAGAUGACUUUGUCUCCUUUGGGUGAUGCCUGCUCAAGAAUGGAUUUGACUGCAGUACAUGAGAUUCUAGAGAAUGUUGGAUAUAAGGAUGAUGAAGGAACAGCAACUGAGCUAUCCUUCCAGAUGUGGACCAACCAAAUGCAGGACACUCUUAACUCAAAGAAACAAGGAGAUGCCGCUUUCAGGCACAAGGAUUUCAGGACUGCAAUUGACUGCUAUACCCAGUUUAUUGAAGUUGGAACAGUGGUGUCACCAACGGUUUUUGCUCGCCGCUGCUUGUCCUACCUUAUGAGUGAUAUGCCAGAUGAAGCCCUUCAUGAUGCAACACAGGCACAGGCUAUUUCCCCUGCAUGGCCUACUGCAUUUUAUUUGCAGGCAGCGUCCAAAUCUGCACUAGGAAAGAAUGAUGAAGCUCAAGAAGCACUUAAACAAGCCACUUUGCUAGAAGCCAGAAGGACCACAGGCAUCAGCUGACAUCAGAAACUUGGGUCGUCUUCAUGAUUUGGAGAGUUUGGGCGCCUUUUGCAUCCCAUGUUGGUGAUAUUCAUAUGAUUCCAGUUGGAGGUUUUGUGAUUUCCCCUGCAGAGUGGGUUCUCUUGGGGUUCGUGGUAUAUUUAACACAUUCUGUGAUGCUUGUCAAAAAGUUGUAAGCUUCUGUACAGAAACUUAAUUCUUUUUUGAUGCGUGUGGAAAAGCAGGAGCACUUUUUGAUUUUUUGUAUUUUUGCUUCUUUUCGAGAACAAGUGCAUUCAACUGUAUUUCUCUUUCCUGAAAGUAGGAAGAGUUUGUAUUUUUGGUUCUUUUCGAGAACAAGUGCAUUCAACUGUAUUUCUCUUUCCUGAAAGUAGGAAGAGGGUGUGAACCUUCCAAUUAUGCAGUGGUGAUUUUACCUUUGGAAUAAACGGUGAAGAGGUGAAUUUUUGUUUGUUUUC
Messenger RNA from Nymphaea colorata (pocket water lily), 8125 nucleotides. RefSeq names its product serine/threonine-protein kinase BSK5-like. Bases 6588 to 7667 code for a protein of 359 amino acids. The transcript has 10 exons. Gene Ontology annotation, biological process: brassinosteroid mediated signaling pathway; protein phosphorylation. Lineage: Eukaryota; Viridiplantae; Streptophyta; Magnoliopsida; Nymphaeales; Nymphaeaceae. Gene Ontology annotation, molecular function: protein binding; ATP binding; protein kinase activity. The record is from RefSeq and is a predicted model, not a curated record.